AUGGCAAGCACCAUUAGCAAGCCUUGGUCGCCAUCUGGUCCAAAUUCAGACGUUUUUGAGCGUCAUGCAGAUUGUUUCGAGCUCACGCGAGCUGAUAAAUCGAAUGAGGAUACCGUACCUCUUGAUCCAUGCCGCGCAGGCUACUCUCGCGAGUUCGUUCCGCUCGAUGCAGCUUUUAUCGACCAGCUUUACGCGUGGAUCAAGAGAAAGAAAGAGCAAGUGGGGAUUACGCCCGAAACAGCCAGAGUAAGCGAAAGCUCUAUCAGCCCCGAGAAUGUCUACAAGCCUAUCAAGGACCCGUACGAAGUACGGGUUUUGGAAAUCCAGCCUGGUGAGUUCAACGAUCCGCUCAGGGCUUCGCUGGCGCAUUGCACGCUGGAAUUCGAGUACCAACCAAUACCGUUGGAAACGAAGACUGGAAGCGAUGGGCCACACCGCACUGGAGAAACACGUUACGCCCUGUCAAUGGGCUUGGAACGACUCGUGUUCUACACCGCUCUGAGCUACACUUGGGGGACCGGACGUCCCGACGCAACGAUCGUGUGCGACGGCCAGCCUUUGGGUAUCACGAUAUCCCUCGAGACAGCACUCCGCCACUUCAGGAGGAAAGACCACGCAAUCGUCAUGUGGAUCGACCAGAUCUGCAUCGAUCAAAAAAAUGGCAAAGAGAAAGAGCAGCAGAUCCCGCUGAUGUCCCGAAUCUACUCCCACGCACUCAACACCGCCAUCUGGCUCGGCGCAGGCCUCGACGAACCAACCACAAACAACAGCGACGACGACGACAGCUCCGACCUCGACGCCACAACCACCGCCUUCGCCCUCCUCCGCCAAAUCCACGCACGCUUCCGCUUCCACACCGACACGGUCAGCACGCCCGCCGACCUCCUCCGUCUCCGUCUCCCGCCCAUCACCUCCUCUGUCUGGCUCCACCUGCGCGCCCUCUUCGCGCUGCCCUGGUUCGCCCGCCUCUGGGUCAUCCAGGAACUCAUCCUCUCGCGGUCGCCAUGGAUGGUCCUCGGGACCCACAGCAAUGCCAAUGCCCCCGACAUCCUCGCCAUGCCCUACAACGACUUCAGCAACGCGUGCUACGCCAUCGUCGAGUCCGGUCUGCACCGCUUCCUCUCCCUCCACAGCGACGACGACGGUGCCGCCCUCGCCGGCUGCGAGACGCUGUACAAGCUCGACGGCAAGCGCCUGGCAUACUCGUCGUUCCAGGAGCCGCCUGGCCUGUUUGCCAUGCUGGUCGCGACGCGCUAUGCGGCGUGCUCCGUCUCGCAGGACAAGGUGUACGGGCUGCUCGGCAUCUGCGGGCGGGCAGCGCGGGAUAUCGGCAUCGAUUACGACCGCGGUGCGGGGGAGGUGUAUCGGGAGGUCGCUGUGAUGUUUCUGGACGACGCGGUUGCGGAGCUGGAAAAGGCGAAGGAAGCGGAGUACGAUGCGGAUUUGUCGUUGCAUAGGCGCGGGGUAUUUGACGUGUUGAUUUGCGUGGAUCGUGGGCCGGUCGGGGAGGGGGAGAAGGGGGAGGGGGAGAAGGGCGAUAUGCCGUCGUGGUGUCCGGAUUGGAGGAGGGAUCGGGUGACGGAGGCGCUGGGGUUGGCGACGAGUACGGCGAGCUUUUAUAAGGCGGGGGGAGGGGCGGAUCCAAGGCUGGUGGUUGGUGUUGGGGGCCGCGAGUUGAGGGUGGAGGGGAAGGUGUUCGAUGUCGUUGGUGAGGUGAGCGAUGUGUUUGCUGAACCGCAUUUGGGGCUUCCGGCGGAGGUGGGUCGCGAGAGCGACCUCCUUGCUUGUCUCGAGGUUGUGCGCAGGUGCUAUCCCUGUAGCGGUAAGUGUGCUUGUCAGGAUCGGUGCAAGUAUGCUAGUGGCUGCGGGAUCUUCGAGGCUUUCUGA
Molecule: messenger RNA, 1887 nt
Organism: Lasiodiplodia theobromae
Lineage: Eukaryota; Fungi; Ascomycota; Dothideomycetes; Botryosphaeriales; Botryosphaeriaceae
Product: Heterokaryon incompatibility protein
Exons: 1
Coding region: 1-1887 (628 amino acids)
Source: RefSeq, a predicted model, not a curated record